This is a messenger RNA of Aureobasidium vineae, 1647 nucleotides long. The record is from the annotation of a GenBank genome assembly. Lineage: Eukaryota; Fungi; Ascomycota; Dothideomycetes; Dothideales; Saccotheciaceae.
AUGCCUUCUGUACAGUUCUACCUCCUGGGACAAGACCCUAGCACAGGGCACAAGAUCGAAGUCAACUCCAGCGAAGUUUCUGACUAUGAUUCGCUCCGUCUGUUGGUAGCAGGGCACUUUGCCAUCUUGGAACCGAGUGUAGAUAACGACACAUUGACCGAAGUAUCCGAGGUCAUCAACAGUCAACAACCAGUUGCGAUCACAAUUGAUGGCAAGCAAGUCAGAGACGUGCCGGGUCCUAAAGGCUUCCCUUACAUCGGCAACUACUACGAGAUCUACCCAGACCAUCUCGGAAACCACCAGAGACUGUUCGACACAUACGGCCCGGUCUUCAAGACAACCAACUUCGGAAGUGUUGUCUACCAAACCAACGAUCCUGUGAUUGCCAACCACGUAUUCAACGAGAAUGGAUUCUUCACCAAGCAAAUCACUCCUGAACAUCCGCUCUUUGGUAUCAUGGAUCAAGAAGCAGGCUUGUUCCUUGCCGACACAGACACCGAAGCCUGGAGAUUGACACACAAAUUCCUUCCGCCAGCAUUCUCGCCGAAGGCAGUCCGUCACUACAGCCCCAAGAUGCAACAGACUGUGGAAUCAGCGUACAAGGUCUUUGAUCAACUGGAUGAGCAAGGCGAUGCGUUCAACGUCUACCUCUACAUGUUGAAGCUGGGAUCGCAAGCUGUCGGUCAACUUACACUCGGCCUCGACUUCAAUCAUUUCUCGUCUGUUUACGCACCGCUUCACAAAAUGGUGCGCGACAUUGCUGAGCUUCUUGAGUUGAACAAGAAGGUUUCAACUAUGGGAGCAUGGUACUCGUACCUGCCUUUCGGCGAUCCCGCAAAGCUGAGACACGUCAGAAACGGUCUUGAAGAGCAGAUGACAGCAGCCAUCGCUGCAGUUACGCCUAAUGGUGUUGAGGAUCUUGAGUUACAAGAUGCAGCACUCAAGGCAUCAUGUAUCGCAGACUAUGCAGUUCGUGCUGUUGACAACCAAGGCGAGAAGCUACCUGAGCGUUACAGAAAUCACUCGAUCAUGGUAGCAACUGCAGCCGGCUUCACAACCACCUCAUCGCUACUCUCAUGGCUCCUCUACGGCCUAGUAACGUACGAAGGUAUGCAGGAGCGCCUGCUGCAGGAGCUCAUCGACAAUGACAUCGACGAUGACACAGUACUAGAUGCCGACAUCAUCGGCAAACUCCCUUUCCUGGACAAAUAUGUUAAGGAGAUGCAGCGCAAACACAACCCAUCCUACCAGCCUGGACGUACCGCUCAACACGAUCUGAUUCUGCCAGGCGGUUACAAAAUUCCCAAAGGUGGCAUCGUCAUUCCCGCACUUCACCAUAUCCACAACAACCCCAAGCUGUGGGACAACCCUGCAAGAUUCAACCCCGAUCGUUGGGACACCGAGGAGGUCAAGAACCGUCACCGCUCCACAUAUGUCCCCUUCGCUCAAGGUCCUCGUGGUUGCAUCGGAUUCAACUUUGCACUACUCGAAGUCAAGAUCUUUNUGCCCAAGUUGGUGUAUCGUUACCACUGGUCAAAGGUUGACGAGGAGGCUGUUGAGUAUGAUCCUUUCUUCCAGCUCAUCAGACCCACCAACUUCAUGGCACGAGCAGAAAGAAGAGUCAAGUGGCCUGCAAAGUCUACUUAA